AUUCCGUCGUGAAUUCUCACAAAAAAUAAACCCCUCUGUGUAGCUCUAGAGCACCACAAUUAUCCUGCGAAAAAUCUAGAGAUUUCACACAAUGGCUGUCAUAAUUCGCCCAGCCGUGGAAGAAGACCUUGCACAGGUUCUGGAUAUCAACACGUACUAUAUCCGCGAAACCGUCGUCACAUUUGCGCAGAAUCCCCCGCCAUUGUCAUCCCUCGUCGCGAAAUUCCACGAUAUCACCUCUCGGGGCCUGCCUUUUCUUGUAGCCGUCGAGACGGGUCUUACCAAUGGAGACGCAGAAAACCGCGGGGGCGCAAACGCUCCCACGGACAAAGUCAUCGGAUACACAUAUCUGUCUCCGUUUCGAGGCGGCAUGCUGUCCUACGGACCGACAGUAGAGCUUUCUAUAUUCCUCCAUCCUUCGCACACCUCUAGUGGGACAGGCUCCCGGCUGCUCUCGACAUUGCUCUCGCUGCUUGGACCAUACAAUGGCUCUCCAAAAGUCGAUGGUGUGAAGCACCUUGCGCGCGAACAUGUUGGACAUCCAGAACACGAAAUUUUCUCGCCAGAAGGCGGGGUCCCUGUUCGAAGCGUCAUUGCGUGUAUGUCGUUGGAUACGGAAAAGGGCAAAGACAGCGGCGAGGGACUGCGGCGCUGGUACGAGCAAAGAGGAUUCGUUGAGAGAGGAAGACUGAAGGGUGCUGGGUUCAAAAAGGGCCGAUGGAUCGAUACGGUAUAUCUUCAGUACACUGUUCCCGAACAGUGAAUAUCGAGGUGAUAGUUUUUGAAGCUUCUGGUGUAUAUCCUCGUAAUGAGAGUGGCGUUUUGAAUUAAUAUAGAAUAGAAGGUUGCGCGGGUGCAAAGGGCAUAGACUUGAUUUUGUUAGAAUAUAGCGAUCGCUGGAUCUUGCAUACUUGUUUGCAACUGCUGGAGUACAUAUUUGACAGAAGCAUGCAGGACGGUAGAAUAGACGCAAUUAGCACAGUGUGGC
This is a messenger RNA of Xylona heveae TC161, 988 nucleotides long. RefSeq lists its product as hypothetical. Bases 92 to 763 code for a protein of 223 amino acids. Gene Ontology annotation, molecular function: acyltransferase activity, transferring groups other than amino-acyl groups. Lineage: Eukaryota; Fungi; Ascomycota; Xylonomycetes; Xylonales; Xylonaceae. The record is from RefSeq and is a predicted model, not a curated record. The transcript has 2 exons.